Spodoptera littoralis (African cotton leafworm) is the source of this 168-nucleotide messenger RNA. Lineage: Eukaryota; Metazoa; Arthropoda; Insecta; Lepidoptera; Noctuidae. The record is from the annotation of a GenBank genome assembly.
AUGUGUCGAUACCCUUCGCCAUCUCAUCUUCUGACUACGGCAGGUUGUGCUGGGGCGGCUGCCGCAAGUGCAGAAACCCUCAGCGGCACAAAUAUAAUAACCUUAUCGGAAAUUACAUGCGCUCAUCGUGUUGUUCGAGAUAUCAGUAAACGUCGACUCUUCGCGUGA